Molecule: messenger RNA, 1981 nt
Organism: Paramecium sonneborni
Lineage: Eukaryota; Ciliophora; Oligohymenophorea; Peniculida; Parameciidae
Source: the annotation of a GenBank genome assembly
AUGGAUUUAAAUUCAGAUGAAUUCUUUUUUGGAAUAAAUAAGUCUUUGUAUUUUAAGACAGAAGAGUAAAAGAAUGAAAUAAAAAAAAUGGAUCCAGAGUAUAUAACUCGAACGUAUUUAAUAAUAAAAUGUUAAGUGGAACUGAUUUUGUAUUAUUACCAAAUUCACCUGAAUUCAUAAAUCACAAUGAACCAUUUGAACCAAUGUAUAUUCCAAAGUAAACAAUAUUGGAGGAAAGUUUAAGAAGAGAAAUAGAAAGGAUAUGUUUUGCAGAUACUUUAUUAAAUAAAGUGGUUUUUGAUUGUGCAGAUCCUAGUCCAUUUAAUAAGGUAUAAAUAGUUAAAUGUAUUAAUUAUAUAGGAUAGUGAUCCAAGUGUAUAUGGUUUAGAGGUUUUACCAUAUUAUAUACCUUAAACAAAAGAAGACUCAACUUUAGUAUUUGAAAGUAGAUUUGAAAGUGGGAAUUUAAGAAGAGCAAUUCAAAUGUAAGGAUAUAAAAAGUAUGAUAGAUGUGAUUAUGAAUACAAUUUGAUACUGAAACCAGAUUAUUAUACUACAAUGAAUACUUAAUGGUUUUAUUUCUCAUUAUCAAAUACAAGAAAGGAUGUUGAAUAUCGAUUCAAUAUAAUAAAUAUGAUGAAACCUGAUUCAUUAUAUAAUUCUGGUAUGAAACCAUUAAUGUAUUCUGAUUUAGGAGCAAAACAUAAAAGUAGUAAUUAAAAUAAAUAUAGAAAUUGGAUGGUUUAGAGAUGGACAUGAAAUAUGUUAUUAUUAAAACAAUAUGAAAAGAAAGAAUGGUGGGUUUUAUUACACUUUAACAUUUGCAGUUAAAUUCUAAUAUGAUUUUGAUUGUAUUUAUAUAGCACAUUGUUACCCUUAUACAUAUACACAUUUAUGUAGAUAUCUUAAAUAAUUGGAAUGUGAUCCAUCAAAGAAAAAUAGAGUUAAAAGAAAAUAAUUAUGUUAAACAAUAGCUGGAAAUACUUGUGAUUUUUUAAUUAUUGGUGAUUUUAAUAAUGGAAAAGAGAAAAAGGGAAUUGUAAUAACAUCUAGAGUUCAUCCAGGUGAAACUAUGGCUAGUUAUGUAAUGGAAUAUAUGAUAGAUUUUUUAACUGGAAAUACACAUGAAGCUAGAAUUCUAAGAGAGAAUUUUAUAUUUAAAAUAGUUCCUAUGCUUAAUAUAGAUGGAGUAGUAAAUGGAAAUUAUAGAUGUAAUUUAGCAGGUGUUGAUUUAAAUAGAUAAUGGAUUGAUCCUAAUAAAAAAUAACAUCCUACUAUUUAUCAUACUAAAUAAUUAGUUAAAAAAACAAAAGAAGAAAGAGAUUUAGUAUUAUUUUGUGAUAUUCAUGGUCAUUCAAGAAAAAAGAAUAUAUUUAUGUAUGGAUGUUAAGGAAAAGAUCCAAAUAGAAAAGAAUUAGUAUUUCCUAUGCUUAAUAGAAAUAAUUGUAGCGUAUUCUCAUUUAAAGAUUGCUGUUUCUUACUUUAAAAAGAUAGAGAAGGUUCUGCAAGAGUAAUAAUAUUAUUAUUAAAUAUAACAAGAUUGCUUUAUGGAGAGAACUUUCAAUAAUUAAUUGUUUUACAUUAGAAAUGUCAUUUUGUGGAGCUGAUUUUGGUAAAUAUGAAUAUUUUCAUUUUAAUUUGGAUAUCUAUAAAGAAAUUGCUUAAUCUUUUUGUUUAUCAAUAAUAGAUUGUUAUGAACCAGAAUAAAUAAAGGUUAAGUAAGUGAUGGAAGAGAUAGAAUAGAAUAGUUUAAAGAAUUAAUAAAAAGAUGAUAAGAAUAAUUCAGGAGAUGAAGGAUCAGAUUAUUCUAAUGAUGAUCCAAAAGAUUAAGCAAUGCCUUAAUAAAUUUAACUAUAACAAAAUGAUUAAUGUAAAAAUAAUAAAAAUAUAAAUAAAUAUAGAACUAGGUUCAUAGACUAAAAAACUUAAGAAAAUACCACUUCUACCUCCAAAGAAAAAAAAAGGUUAAUGAAUAUACAUU